Molecule: messenger RNA, 810 nt
Organism: Rhodotorula toruloides NP11
Lineage: Eukaryota; Fungi; Basidiomycota; Microbotryomycetes; Sporidiobolales; Sporidiobolaceae
Exons: 1
Coding region: 1-810 (269 amino acids)
Source: RefSeq, a predicted model, not a curated record
AUGGCGGCCGUCUUCACCCACGUACCGCGGGUGUCCUGGACGACGACGGACUUGUCGGAGCUGGACAUCGAGGACAUGCUGGAGACCUGGGACGAGACGGUGACGGAUUACAUCGCGUCUUACGCUGGCGAGGGCGUGUCGUCGCCAGUCUCGCCGACGUUCUCCUCAGCGACAUCGUCUCCACGACUGCCGCGGACGUCUUCCCUCCUUCAACUCCAGCCGACCACUCUCCCGCCCAUGCAACCCGCCAUAUCCUCUCACUGUCUCGGCAUUGACACAGAACGACGACCCAGCGACGCCUCCCUGCUCUCCCCGUCCUCCCUCGCCUUCGAUGCCUUCCGCUUCCCCUCCUCCUCCGACUCGCUCUCACCGCCGACUCCCUCGUCCCCCGCCGGCCUCUUCCCUUCGGACUCUCCGCCACUAGACCGCAAAACAGAAGACAUGCUCGACCUCGACGAGUUCUUCGGCACACCGCGCGCCUCUCCCUUUCCCACCUUCGGACCACGCACCAACGCACGUCCAGACACAAGCGGUGCGAUCCGAGCCUUCGCGAAGAGGCUCGAGGCGAACCUCCCGCCGCCGCCUGUACCGCCUAGUCGACGAGUGUCCGUCGCACCGAGUACGAGCACGGGAUCGUCUGUCUCGUCGGGGCGGACGGCGACGAGUAAAGCGACUGCUGUGUAUCCCAAGCCUGCGAAGAAGGAGAAGGACAAGGUGCAGACUAAGGCGUAUCCGAGACCUCGGCAGAAGAACGAGGCGGAGGACGAGAUUGUCAAGGCUUUGAGGGCGAAUUGGUUAAUGUUGCGUUGA